AAGGUAGACGAGGAUCCUCCAUUGGAUCAACUCAUGAGGCUCCUUCAGCAUGGUGGGAAAGAAGUUCCAAAUGGCGAAAGUGUGGUUUAUUGGAUGAGGAUGGAAGAUGUGAGAAUCGACGACAACACCGCAUUGUACAAGGCCAGUCAAAAGGCUCAACAACUUCACCUUCCACUCGUCGUCCUCAACAUCCUCUCUCCGGGCGAAUGGAAAAUACACGACCGCAGUUCGAAGAAAAUCGAUUUCCUUCUCAGAAACCUCAGAGAUCUCAAGCCCAAAUUCGAUGCGCUCAAUAUCCCUCUCUAUAUGACUUCUUUUGAUCGUCGACUGCAAAUACCUCGUAGGGUGAUCACCGACUUGAUGCCCCUUUUCAAAUCCCAUCAUUUGUUUGUGAACCUGGAAUAUGAAGUCGACGAACUUAGACGAGAUAUAGCCACUGUCAAGUUCGGUCAGGAGAAGGGCGUCAAAGUGGAGUGUUUUCAUGAUCGGUUGGUGGUACCGCCUGGUAGGAUCACUAGUCAAGCUGGAAAGCCCAUGUCUGUCUUCAGUCCUUGGCAACGUCAAUGGGCAAAGUUGCUGGAAAAAGAACCGAAUCUGUUAGAGGUGUCACCCCUUCCGCAAGGAAAUGACCCUUCUGUCCGUCAAGGCCCCCUCAAAGAUUUGUUUGACGCGACUUCGGUUCCGGAGGAUAUCAAAGACUUUGUUCCGGAAGAUAAGCACCUUUUGAAAGAGUGCUGGCCUGAAGGUACCGAUGCGGCGAGACAGCUCUUAGACAGGUUUCUCCACACCAAAGCUAGGAAGAAGCAGUUUCAGCUAGUCUCACCGCUCACAGAAGGGGCGGAGGAAGAUGACAAACAUUCUAGGGUCAGGGAGUAUCAAGACGGUCGGAACCUUGUCGACGGGGAUAACUCGUCCAGGCUCAGUCCUUACCUCGCUUUGGGAGUCAUCAGCGGGAGAAUGGUUUUGAACGAAGCUGCAAAAUUGGGCAAGGGGAAACGAUUGGAGAGUGGACGGGAUACCGGAGUUGGCAUGUGGGUUCAAGAAGUUUCAUGGAGAGAUUUUUACAACCAUGUCAUGGCCAGAUGCCCAAGAGUCAGUAUGGGACGACCUUUCCUGGAAAAGUUUGCCGACGUACAAUGGGAGAUCAACGAAGAAAAUCUUCAGGCAUGGAAAGACGGCAAAACUGGAUAUCCAAUAGUGGACGCGGCGAUGAGAGCGUGCAAGGCAAGAGGAUGGAUGGAGAAUCGUGUCAGAAUGGUUUCUGCUUGUUUCUUGGUCAAAUCUUUAUUACUAGAUUGGCGAUUGGGGGAGAAAUACUUUAUGGAAUCUUUUAUCGAUGGUGAUCUCGCCGCUAAUAAUGGAGGAUGGCAAUGGACUGCAAGUACAGGUACGGAUCCCCAACCGUAUUUUCGAAUCUUCAAUACUUUAACCCAAUCACAGAAAUGUGAUCCUAAUGGUGAUUAUAUCCGAUAUUGGGUCCCAGAACUUAAAAACCUUAAAGGUAAAGCGGUUCACGAUCCAUUUCAUUCCAUGCCGAGAAACGAAUUCAACAAAUUGGGAUAUCCAAUUCCGAUAGUGGAUCAUAAACAAAGUAGAGAAAGGGCUCUUUUCCGAUACAAAAAUGUUGGACAGAAGGAAGAGUGA
Tremella mesenterica DSM 1558 is the source of this 1644-nucleotide messenger RNA. RefSeq lists its product as uncharacterized. Lineage: Eukaryota; Fungi; Basidiomycota; Tremellomycetes; Tremellales; Tremellaceae. The annotation marks the transcript as partial. Gene Ontology annotation, cellular component: nucleus; cytoplasm. The transcript is spliced from 10 exons. Gene Ontology annotation, molecular function: DNA binding; FAD binding. The record is from RefSeq and is a predicted model, not a curated record. Gene Ontology annotation, biological process: circadian regulation of gene expression; entrainment of circadian clock by photoperiod.